AUGUCUGCUUUUCUAUUAUAUCUGCUACAACUGCUACUACUGCUACUUGCUUUGCAAUGCAGUGAUGAACUUAAUCUCUGCAAUGCAGCAACUCUUGUUCCCAUUGCUGAACAUCCUGCUAAUUGCAUAGAGAGUGAAAGAAUGGCCCUUCUUGACUUCAAGAAGAACAUCACUGAUCCAAACAACCACCUAUCUUCUUGGGUGGGACAAGAUUGCUGCUCAUGGGAAGGAGUGUAUUGUGACAACCUCACUGGCAAUAUUGUUGGACUGGAGCUCAAUGGUCCGGAUCCAAUAUUUUCUUCAGACAAGUAUUACUUGCAGAUGACAGGUGAGAUCUUUCCAUCUUUGCUUCAACUUCAACACUUGAACUACCUUGACUUGAGUUGGAAUGACUUCAGUGGAACAAGCUUUCCAUCAUUCAUCAGCCAGUUCAAGGAGUUGAAGCACCUCAACCUCUCCGGAGUUGGCUUUCAGGGAUCCAUUCCUGCUGAUUUUGGAAACUUAUCAAGCUUGCAGACUCUGGACCUCUCAUACAAUACUCUUGUGAUUUAUGAUGAGCAUGCAGACCAUGAAUGGCUGUCUCAUCUCACUUCAUUGCAACACUUGGAUUUGACUCAAAACAACAUUGGCAACUCAUCUAUUGGCUUGUUCCUAGCUCUCAACAAGCUUCCUUCCAUAAGUGAGCUGCACUUGUCCAGAUGUAAUUUAGAAAAGCUUCCUCUUUCCUUUCCUCAUCUCAACUUCUCAUCUCUAUCCAUUCUUGAUCUCUCUUACAACAAUAUCAAUUUCUCAGGUAUUUCCUGGGUGUUCAACAUCAAGAGCCUUCAAUAUCUAGACCUCUGUUCCUUUGCUCCCCUCCCCACCAUUUUCCCUUCUUCCAGAGCAUAUAUUAAUAAGAUCCAACCCAUUGAGAUAAGCAUACCUGAAAUCUUAGGCAGUCUUUGCAGCUUGCAAACUUUAGACCUGUCUUGGUUCAAUAUCAGCAAGACACUUGUUGAACUUGGCGGUGUUUUCUCCGACUGUCUUAAGCAUAGUCUCACUCAUUUAUACUUAACAGGUACAUUUCUUAAAGGAGAUAUACUAGACUGGAUUGGAGACAUCAAGAAUCUCAAGGUUCUCGAUCUCUCACAUAACUCGCUCUCCGGCUCUGUUCCUUCAUCCCUGUCAAGGCUCACUUUUUUGGAGGAAUUACAGCUAUGUUAUAAUCAACUUACAGGAACAUUACCAGAGGAGAUUGGAAAUCUUGCACAGCUAGAUUAUAUGAACCUUGCUCAUAAUCAGCUGAGUGGUGUUAUAUCUGAAGCACACUUUAAUCAACUUGAGAAAUUAGAAACACUUGAUAUUUCUCAAAAUUCAUUAGAUUUUCAAUGUCCUUUACCAGAUCUCCACAUGCAUAGCCCAAUGGUCAAUUACAUAGAUUUGUCUUAUAACUCCUUUUCAGGUCCUAUCCCUCGAAUUAUGCUAAAUGAUACAUUUUCUUCUAAUCUUCACAUCUCAAUUUCAAUGAACAAAUUAAAUGGCAGUGUUCCUGAUUGGUUGUGCCAAAUGAUGGAAAAAAUUGAAGGCAUUGAUAUCUCUAAAAACCAUUUAUCAGGUGAGCUCCCUCAUUGUUGGUUAGAAUCAUCUAUUGUAUUAUAUAUAAAUUUGGCAUACAACAAUAUAUCCGGAGCUAUACCAGAUUCAAUAGGUCAUCUUCAUUAUCUAAACUCACUGCUGUUGAACCACAAUAAAUUGUCUGGUGAACUCCCUAAUUCCCUAAGGAACUGCAGUCAAUUGCUCGCUCUUGAUCUCAGCUACAAUAAUUUCACUGGAAGCAUACCAACAUGGAUAGGAGAACGCCUAUCAAUGUUAACUGUUCUCAUCUUAAAGCAGAAUGCAUUUGUUAAUAACAUCCCUCAGGAAAUUUCUCAACUUGAAUACUUGCAAGUGCUCGACUUGUCAAGCAAUGAUCUCUCAGGUCCUAUUCCAAAGAGUUUGAGCAACUUGACUUCCAUGCAAAUGCUUCCAAAGACUACUCAAGAGUUUUCCAAUUUUCUCCAACACAAUGAAACCAUGUUCUUGAGCCUCAGUGGAAGAGAAGAUGAAUAUGGUGAAUAUCGCAUUGGAUAUAUAAAAUACAUCGACUUUUCCAAUAAUGAGUUGUCAGGAAGCAUCCCCGAAGAGCUAGCAAGUUUGGAUGGUCUUCAAAGUUUAAACCUUUCUGGAAAUACUUUGCAAGGUAAGAUUCCAGACAAAUUGGGUAGAAUGAAACAAUUGCAAUCACUAGACUUGUCAAGGAACAAGCUGUCAGGGAGCAUACCUUCAACUUUAGCAAACUUGACUUUCUUGGGCCUCUUCAAUGUAUCUCACAACAAUUUGUCUGGAAGAAUACCAUUAGGCAACCAGUUCAACACAUUUGCAGAUCCUUCCAUUUACACUGGAAACCAUCUUUGUGGGUUCCCUCUGAGUGACAAUUGCACUAAAGAUGGUGGAACAAGCAAGGAAGGGCCAAAAGAUGAUGAACCUCAAAUAGAUGAAGAUGAUGAUGAUAUCAUGUGGCUGUACAUUGGAUCCAUGUCAGGAUUUGCAGUUGGGUCCUCUGUUGUUUGGAUUAUCUUGGCACUGAAGAAGAAAUGGAGACAUGCCUACUUCCGUUCUGCAGACAAUACUUACGACAAAAUCUGCGUUUUUGUUGUUGUGAGGUUCAGAAGGAUGAAGAAGAAGUUCAUGCCAAACAAUUAA
Dioscorea cayenensis subsp. rotundata (Guinea yam) is the source of this 2721-nucleotide messenger RNA. RefSeq names its product receptor-like protein EIX1. Gene Ontology annotation, molecular function: protein binding. The transcript is spliced from 2 exons. NCBI's taxonomy places the organism in Eukaryota, Viridiplantae, Streptophyta, Magnoliopsida, Dioscoreales, Dioscoreaceae. The record is from RefSeq and is a predicted model, not a curated record. Bases 1 to 2721 code for a protein of 906 amino acids.